CAUGAUAACGCGUUUGGGUUGAAUUUAAGCUUUAUGUGUGUCCCUUUUGCGUAAUUCUGUAUGAAUAGAUUAAAUAAAAUACGUCGACACGUUAUUUUAGCCGGUAAGGCAUUUUGUUGUUAUUACCGUAUUGAUUAUAUUACGAUAUAAGAGAAUCGAUAUCCCCCUUCUUGCCCGCUGAUUUAAAUCGCCCCUUCGACAUGGAGGCAGGGCAGAAACAUGGCUUCUUGACGGGUGCUGGAAUAUUCGUCCCAGAAGUGAGGGCAUCCACGGAUUUAAGCAUCGCAGGUACCAGGGCAGUGGGCAUUUCCCGCUGAAGAGAUGGCGUUCAUGUCGAGGUUUUCGCGGUCGCGGAGCAGCUCCAGGUCCCCGAGCCGAAAGGAGGCGGACGGGGGCUCGCCGGUGCUGACGGUGGCCGAGCUUGAGCGGCUCCUUUGCACGGGGAAGACCGCUUGCAAUCACGCAGACGAAGUGUGGCCAAACCUCUACAUCGGAGAUCAGGACAUCGCAGCCGACCGUCGCGAAUUAUCCAGACUGGGCAUCACGCACAUCCUGAACUGCGCGCACAGCAGGUGGCGGGCCGGUGCGGAGUACUACGACGGCAUGCGCAUCACCUACCAGGGCAUCGAAGCUCACGACUCUCCCACGUUUGACAUGAGUGUUAACUUUUACCCUGCAGCUGAGUUCAUACACAAAGCCCUCUGCAGUGGAGGGAAGAUCCUGGUUCACUGUGCCGUGGGUGUAAGUCGCUCUGCUACACUGGUGCUGGCCUACCUGAUGAUCCGGCAGAACAUGACCCUGGUGGAGGCGAUCAAGACGGUGAAAGGUCAUCGCGGGGUGGUGCCCAACCGUGGAUUUCUGCGGCAGCUCAGCGGGCUGGACAGCAUCCUGAGAGCCAGUCGCAAGGUCUAGGGCUUUGGGUGAGAUGCAUGGGCCCCAAGAUGGUAGAAAAGCACCAGCCUUUCAACACCUCUCAAAGACACAUCGUCUCCAAUUUGCAGAGGUGCCGCCCGAUCCGCCCUUAUAAACAUGUCUGUAGAACCUCUUACAGUCCAAAGAGCCUUUUACCGAAUCCGCCAUCCUGUUAGACAACAACGAGAGAGACUCCGGGGUGUUACAGGGCUGGUUAUGCAGCUCUUCCCAGCAGACACGCAAAUGCUCGGCUCGUAGCCUUCAGCCUGUGAGAUGUUUCAGUGUGUCACACUGCUGAAUUCAUCUGUUCUUGAGAACUAUACUAUACAGGCCUUGUUAUGCACUCAAACAAUUCAUCAGACUAGAAAGAUGUCAUUAUGUCGAAAAACCAAUGUAGUAUCUGGAUGGUGAUUAAAAUGAUUUCUACUUCUUAAAUCACAGGAAUAAUACAAGUCAUGACUCAGCCUUUUAAGUACCCAAACCGAGAUGGACAUUCAGCUUACAGGAGUUUUCAUCUGACUAGUGUCUUAGUCUCAUUAUGAGGGGAGUAAUUUUAACUGUUAUGCAUCUUGGGACCUCAGGGUGUUAAACUUAAGUAGUAAGGAGUGUAUUUGUGUUGGUGAACUUAACUUUUGGUCAGUCGCCUUGGUCUUUCAUUUCUGUAGGGAGCAUCUUCUACAAGCACACAGAUUAAUAACUUAAUUCAAUCUUUAGUUUGUUUUGACGUCACAUAGCCAAGGCCUUAAUCCAAAGAAACCUACAAUUUACAUCAUUUGUACAGCUGGGCAUUAAUACUACAGUGUAGUAUUAGUGUAGUGAAAACAUAACAUGAUAUUAGUUCACACACCGAGUAGGUACAUUGUCAGUUUGCUCUUCUGCACACUGUCAGCCAAGACCCCAUAUAUACCUAGCAUUGCGUGCCUGCUGGUCAGUUGUUAGUUAUGGUUAAUGGGUCCAGUGUCAUUUUUGAACGAGUGGUCUCUUCUGUGGAGUACUGGAUUCAGCUGAAAAGCCAGUGGAUGCUGAAAAACCAGUGGAUGAACAAAAGACAUGUAUGUAGUAAUAGAUUUGUUGAAGGUGAUUUUAUUAAGCUCAUGACUGCCAGGGAAACUGAAGACUGUGCUUAACAGGAAUAGGAUCAGCUUGUAGAUUCUGGAGCUGCUUCUCCGAGAAGAAGGCAUUGUAUCCUCAGUUAUCGGAGUGUUUGUCCAAGAGUCCGCUGCAAUGGACCAUGUGGAUGCACCUUGGAAUAAUUCUGCGACUCCAACAAUGAAAGUGUGGGAUGACUGUAGCUCCUUUGAAGAGAAAGUUACACCAUGUGAUCUGAGCGCAUGAUUUACCUCAAGUACCUUCAGCUGGGUGUCUCAGUGUUUCUCUUGUGAUUUUGUGUGAUUUUCCCUUCUGUACCUUGUUGGUUUCUCAUAGAUAUCAAAGUAAUUUUGUAGCAUUGAGUGGUUAACUAUUGUGUAGCUGACCAACUCCAGUGAGAUGUAGCAGACUGUAAAUAGAUGUGCUGUUGGUGUUGGGUAGAUCAUUAGCCUGUGAUUGUGCUCUCAGCUUUGUGGAAUGUUGACGUGUUAAUCUUAGUGGUAUUUCAAAGAACCUCUACUGGUCCGUUGAUGGGAUCUCACUAAGGAGACCUAGCCAGGGAUAAAAAAAAAAAAACAUUGAAAGAAGACGGUAUAUUCUAUAAUACUUUCAGCUUGCAUGUCCUGUAAGAAGGGUUUGUUUGCCAAACAGAAAGAGGAAGCAAAUCUGUACAACAGAUAAAAAUUGUCUUACACUAUAAUAAAUAGCUCUCAUUACCACUACCCAAUCAAAUGUAAACUCAAGCUAAGUGCUGUCUCCUUAGGACCGCAAGUCUUUGCUAAGAGACAUUUCAGCUUGAUAGAGUGAGGAUUGAAAAGGAGAGAGUCUCUGUGACUCUUGUUCUUGACAGGAAGUCGUCACCAAAAUGCCACAUUGCGUCUCGUCACAUCCGCUGCGCUCCUGCGGCAGUGCCAGGCUGCUCCUGCGGCAGUGCCAGGCUGCUCCUGCGGCAGUGCCAGGCUGCUCCCGCGCAAGACUCACACCUGUCGCCCACAUGCUGUGUUUUUCCUGUCAGCUGUAUGUUUGGAGGCUGGCAUGCGUCCUUGUUUAUGUUGCAUUAAGGUUCACGAGUAUCCGACAGCGCACAUAAUCUACAGCAGGUCAGUUCACAAGUACGGCCCUUGCGCAUAGAUGUCUCCCAUCACUGACUCAGCCGAUCAUUAAGCCUUAUUACUGUAAACCACUUGUGAAAUGUACCCCCUGGCCAAGUCUCACACAAGUUUCGAACCGUCAUAGGAGACGAGGUCUAUGAGCAAGAAAAAGGACUCUGUUUGCUUAUCAUAGCAUAGAAACUGAUUUGCUCCUUUCAUUGUCUGCUGAAGGUCCCUUGAGCGUUAGUAGAAUGUGCUCACUGCUAAUGAUUGUCCGCGUCAAGCUCAUGCGUCUCAGUCAGCUAGGUGAUACUCCGAGUGAAAUCUUCCUGGGAAGGACAGGGAUAGACUCAGUAUCCGCAUAGCGGUUCCCUGUUUACAGGUCGGGAUCAAAUUAUGCAUAUCUAAGAAGUUCAUUUAAUAUUAAUAGCAACAAAAAUGGGUUAAUCCUUCUGCAACAACUGAGAUGUUGUUACCCGAAUGUCUACUAUUUUUUUAUAUAUAUAAAAUUUGAAAACAAUUUUACUUUGGUAUGGGAGCAUCGUUAUGUGACGUUGAGGAUUUCUCAGGUCAGUGUUUUCACAGUGCACUUCCUUUGAGCUUAUCAGUGUGUCCCGUAAAAGCGUCCUCUCAAGAUCAGUCAUUUUUAGUUCAUCACCCUUCAGUGAGAAUAAUAUUGUUUGGGUUCCACUGUACUCUCACUGCAAGGUUAAAUUGAAGCGCCGAGUAUUUGUUAUGGUUUAUUUUUAUAUGUUCCAAGUUUGCUGACCAAAAGUGAAAUCCGUUUAUGCCUAGGGUUGCGAAACUCUGGGAAUUUUCCCGUUAAUUCCCAUAUAUCCUCGUUAAUUCCCAUGGAAGGUUUCCAACUUGGAAUAUUUUCAGGAUCCCCAGCUUAACUUCCCAUGGAAUGGGAGGUUUCUGGACAUUUAGGAUCCCCAGCUUAACUUCCCAUGGAAUGGGAGGUUUCUGGACAUUUAGGAUUCCCAGCUUAACUUCCCAUGGAAUGGGAGGUUUCUGGACAUUUAGGAUCCCCAGCUUAACUUCCCAUGGAAUGGGAGGUUUCUGGACAUUUAGGAUCCCCAGCUUAACUUCCCAUGGAAUGGGAGGUUUCUGGACAUUUAGGAUCCCCAGCUUAACUUCCCAUGGAAUGGGAGGUUUCUGGACAUUUAGGAUCCCCAGCUUAACUUCCCAUGGAAUGGGAGGUUUCUGGACAUUUAGGAUUCCCAGCUUAACUUCCCAUGGAAUGGGAGGUUUCUGGACAUUUUCCACCCCUUAGCGACACAAGUCACGCUUGUUUAAUUUCAGAUUGUGUUUCUUCUAAGUUGCCUAAGAAUCUCGGUUUAUAUGUCAUUCUCAGCACAGUUAACAACAGCAGCUCUCUGAACACCUAGAGUAAUUGCUAGUUCAACGCAAGCGUAACUUGAUUCUCUAAAACCUUUAAACUGAAAUUUAAACAUAUGCAUCUUUAAGCAAAAACACCAGAAGGUCGUCAGUUUGAGUCCAUCCUAUAUAGGACGUGACCAGCUAGAGAUCUGUGUUUCUAUUGCCUGUGUAUUAAUGUGAAUUGUGUUGUAUUAUUAAGUCAGUUGUGUUUGCAGUAUCUUUUCUAGUGAAUAGCUAUCAUAUUGUAUGCUUACCAGUGUGUAUGUCUGUAGUGUGUGUGUGUGUGUGUCUGUGUGUGUAUAUAUACAUACACACACACACACGCACACAUAUAUAUACAGCUUAGGUGCUAUACGCUGUCCAAUGCCAAGGACCCUGCUGAACAAUCAUAAAAUUGAAUUUCAGCCUCCGAAAGACAAAACCAACAUACUCUAACAAAUGGGAUUUGCCUGUAUGUGAGAUCAGAGGCUCUUUUCCAGGGCCCUCAAGUUUGAUCUUCCUGUUAUUAAUAAUUUUUAUCGCUUAUUCAAUGGCCUUAUGGGUAACACUUUUUUAAUAUAGAUGCCUUGAUGUUACCUUUUUAAGAGAUGAUUUGAUCUUGCGUAGAGCUGAACGUGAAAGGUUAUGUCAUUUCAAGGCAGGAACAGGCCAAAAACAUCCCUUCGUGGGACUCAUGCCUUGUCAUAAAGGACAAGGCUUGGAAUCGGCAGAUUUGAACCAGCAGGGGGCGCUGUGUGCACAACUGUGUCUGGAAUCUGUAAAUGGAAAAUUAGGCAAAACUGCAGAAAGACAACAUAGGAUGGCUGAAAUGCCUGCCAGAGGCACUGGGGACUGUGCUACUCACUCUGCCAACGUGCCGAGAAUGUAGAUCGUCAAGGCAGCUUUCCAGGAUUAGAAUAUAUUGAUGUGAUUUCAAGCACAUUGAUCUUAAUUCACACCUGUCUCACCAGACUCUAGAUGUCAUCAAAAAAAAAAAAAGAGGCAUGCUUUAAUUUAACAAACACUGAAGAUGAAAGUAUUUUUGUGGAGUAUUUUUGUUUAAUUUUACAAACAUGCAGGUUGUCUUUCAGCCUCUAGUUGGCGCUGUUGGUUUCGGGAAACAACUAAUUGGUCAAAUACAGAUGAGGUGCUGGAUAACUACACAAAAAAAAACGUGUAAAAGGGAUUUCAGCUUAGCUCGACUAAGUGGGACGCGGAUCGUUACGCGGGAUUCACAUGCGACUCGGUGGCGUUCUGUGGUUUUUGCGUAUAGAUAUGGUGUCGUAGACCAUUGGCUUUUUGCACCUUCUUGGCAUAGAAUCUUGAGCAAUCUGUUUCUACAUUAGUACCAACUUGUUUUAAACAAAAAACCUUCAGCAGGAAUACUUGAAUUAUUUGUACUGAUUGUUAUUUUUGUAUCACCAGAACAUGUGAAAGUAUUUGGAAACAAUGUAGGUGAUUAUGAUGCCUUAAAUAUAUUUCAGAUUUUUGCCUAUUUCUUCACUGAACUCUUACUACUCACGGUGUUGUUGCAUUUUAAAAUGCUUUCUUUGAAAUAAAUGUACUGCUCAAAGCUGUGUGUUCCAAUAAAGAUGUUCUAUGUAGCACCAGC
This is a messenger RNA of Brienomyrus brachyistius, 6066 nucleotides long. Its product is annotated as dual specificity protein phosphatase 26-like. The record is from RefSeq and is a predicted model, not a curated record. Bases 322 to 912 code for a protein of 196 amino acids. Lineage: Eukaryota; Metazoa; Chordata; Actinopteri; Osteoglossiformes; Mormyridae. Gene Ontology annotation, molecular function: MAP kinase phosphatase activity; protein tyrosine/serine/threonine phosphatase activity. Gene Ontology annotation, biological process: protein dephosphorylation; negative regulation of MAPK cascade. Gene Ontology annotation, cellular component: cytoplasm. The transcript has 6 exons.